This is a messenger RNA of Oncorhynchus mykiss (rainbow trout), 937 nucleotides long. The record is from RefSeq and is a predicted model, not a curated record. NCBI's taxonomy places the organism in Eukaryota, Metazoa, Chordata, Actinopteri, Salmoniformes, Salmonidae.
CAUAGCUAGCCAACGUCACAACAAAAUCCCGGAAGUGUCAGUCUGAAAACAGACCCGUCGCCGUUAGCUAGCUGAGUGUUUCAAAAUCUAUUUGCUAAAUCGUCUCAUUUUAAACAGUUUAUACAAACGAAAUACUCCUAUUUAUCUUUUAGAAAAUGGGAACCAGAGAUGAUGAAUACGAUUAUCUGUUUAAAGUGGUUCUGAUAGGAGACUCGGGUGUGGGCAAGAGCAACCUGCUCUCUCGUUUCACCCGGAAUGAGUUUAACCUGGAAAGUAAGAGCACCAUUGGAGUGGAGUUUGCCACCCGCAGUAUCCAGGUGGAUGGGAAAACGGUGAAGGCUCAGAUCUGGGACACGGCAGGACAGGAGCGCUACCGGGCUAUCACCUCGGCGUACUACAGAGGCGCGGUGGGGGCCCUGCUGGUCUAUGACAUUGCCAAGCACCUGACCUAUGAAAAUGUGGAGCGGUGGCUGAAAGAGCUGAGAGACCAUGCAGACACCAACAUCGUCAUCAUGCUGGUUGGCAACAAGAGUGACCUGCGUCACCUCCGGGCCGUGCCCACCGACGAGGCUCGGGCCUUCGCAGAGAAAAACGGUUUGUCUUUCCUUGAGACGUCAGCCCUGGAUUCCACCAACGUUGAAACGGCUUUCCAGACCAUUCUGACAGAAAUCUAUCGAAUCGUCUCUCAGAAGCAGAUGUCAGAGCGUCAGGAGAGCGACAUGUCUCCUAGCAACAAUGUGGUCAACAUCCAGGUGCAGCCCACUGAGAACAAACCAAAGAUGCAGUGCUGUCAGAACAUCUAGCCCCGCUCAUGUUACCACUACACCUCUACCCCCUUAUAUACCCUGUACCCCCACCUAUACUCCCUCAUAUACCCUGUACCCCCACCUCUACUCCCUUAUAUACCCUGUACCCCCACCUCUACCCCCUUAUAUAC